AUCUUAGUAUUAUGUUCGCCGGUAUUUUAGUUUUAUAGUAUUAUGACAUACUUGCCUUCAGUUUAGCUUCUGGCUAAAUCGGAUUUCCUGUAAGCUAUCGGACGGGCUUACGGAGCGGAAAGGGGAGCUUGGCUUGCUGCUGGUCGGAUAACCUGCUUGCUUCGCCUGCUGGGAAAUGGAAAUAAAAUCACGGGAGUAUUUUUAGCUGCUUCUGAAAAGUGUAGAGAGCCGGAGUAAACAGACACAGUUUGGGACCUAAAGAAAUGUAGCUAAUAGAUUCCGGUGCAGCUUGACAACCUGACAGUACAACGCUAAAGACGGCGCUAGCAUAUAUGGUGGCGUUUGUGUGUGCCGGGAAUGCAGCCGCCACUCCCACCGGCCACGGUCAGAGAGCUUGUGCGCUCCUGCCUGCACAGGGACCCCGUGGCGGCCGAUCUGCGCUGUAGCCUCUUCGCGGCCGCCGCCCUGACGUACAAGCGCGACUCCGUCCUGCGACCCUUCCCCCCCCGGUAUGCCAGUGAGGACAACAAGGAGUUUGAAGCUCUGCUGGCGGAUGUGAGCUCCUUGCCCGGAGUGCGUGAGCUGGUCAGGUUGGGUCCUGGAGAAGGAGAGCAUCAUUUGGCCCUGGCUCACUGGGUCCUUUCCUCCAGGAACUUUGCUGUGAGGACAUUGCAGAGGGAUGAGUAUUCAAGAAUUCUGGAGUUGACUGGGAGUGAGGGCACUUCCAUGCCUUCCCCGGACUUCCUCUUUGAACUGGAAUACUGCAGCCAGAUGAACGCUAUGUUCGAGAAGACCAGGGAUGGACGGGAUGUCCUCUAUGCGUUCCACGGCAGCCGACUGGAGAACUUCCACUCCAUCAUUCACAACGGUUUACACUGUCAUCUCAACAAGACUUCACUGUUUGGCGAAGGUACUUACCUCACCAGUGACCUCAGCCUUGCUGUCCUCUACAGUCCCCAUGGCAACGGGUGGAGGGAAAGCCUUCUGGGGUCACUGCUGAGCUGUAUCGCGGUGUGCGAGAUCAUAGAUCACCCUGACGUUAAAUGCCAAGUAAAGAUGAAAGACUCAGAGGGCAUUGACCGCAGACGAGCGAGGGCGAAGAACAGCGAGGGUGGAGAGGUUCCCCAGAAGUACUUCGUGGUCACAAACAACCAGUUGCUGAGAGUGAAGUACCUCCUGGUGUACUCUCAGAAGCGACGGAGCACCAGGCAUCCCCACGGAUCCUCCUGGCUGGCCAGACAUUACUUCAUCAUCACCAUGAGCCUCUAUCUGCUCCUCCUCGUGUUCAUCGGUGCCUUCAGCUCUGCCGGUUUCCAGGCCUUCUGGCACAGACUCUUUCGCUCAUAAAGGAACCUCCUCCCCCCCCACACACCUCUUUCUGUCUACAUCCUAAACCAAGUGCCUUCAUUCCUUCCAUGUGGAGUUAUUUACUCUCUGGGGUGCCACACAAGAAGUGCACGCUUUCUUACGUGUUUGUCACUUUUGCAUGUUCAGGGGUUUUUUUUUGUGUGUGGGGGGUGUGGAAUCCUUUGUUCCAUUUGUAUCUCAACCAAUUUAGGCAUUAUUUUAAUGAGUGAAAAAGCCUUGAUAUUUUCCACUACACUUAGUUUAUCUUUGCUUAAGGUUACACAUCCUUCAAGAGAACAGCAGGAAUGUGGGAAAACGUUGUGAAUGAUAUUGCUGGUCAUUUGAGGAUCUCGGCAGUGAUGACUCCAUGUGUUAGGACACUCUGCCCAAGAUCAGUAGGUCGCUGGUUCCGAUCUUUGUUCAGUGUCAGCUUGCUGUCUGACGCUUGGUCUCUGAGGUUCUCAUUUUCUCUGUCUUGCUACCUUUACCAUUGUGACAGCGCUGUAGAACGUGGUGGUGUAAUCCCUAACACUUGAUGGAAACACACCAGGAUCAGUGUCAUCCUACCUGCCCUGUUAAAGACCUGAAUCAUCACUGAGCUUGGAUAUACCAUAGUGCCACAAACCACGACAGCCCUCUGCUGGUGCUCCAGUGUGGUGUGCACUAGAGCAGUGUGUCCCAACCUGGUCCUUGGGGACCCACAGACGGUCCACAGUUUUUUGGGGGGUGGGGGGCAAGAACGUGGACUGUCUGUGGGUCCACCUCCAAAGGAGACAAGGGUGCAAGUGGCGUUUUGUAGCAUCUUUUCCAAUGAUGGGAUUUCACUUUGGUGGUUCUUGUCAAGUGUGCUUCUCAGUUUGCCGUCCUCGAUGUAUCGCGACCUUCAGCGGGUCAGACAGGCCAGUGAGUCACGCUUUGCUUUGUGUGUCCUGCAUGUUAGAUGUUGUCCUUUGUCACACAAUGUAGUCAUCAACCACUGAAUGUCAUUACCUUGGGUGGGGGGUACUUCUCAAUACCUCUUCUGAUGCAGGCUUCAUUAAUUCAUGUUACCUAAUAUCUUAUCCAUUUGAAUGUUUGUAUGAAUAACUGUAUUUUUACUUUAAUACCAAAUGAAUAUUAAAUCAGUUUUAGUUCGUUCA
Messenger RNA from Brienomyrus brachyistius, 2486 nucleotides. It is a transcript of the gene parp16, whose product is annotated as poly (ADP-ribose) polymerase family, member 16. NCBI's taxonomy places the organism in Eukaryota, Metazoa, Chordata, Actinopteri, Osteoglossiformes, Mormyridae. Gene Ontology annotation, cellular component: intracellular anatomical structure; membrane; nuclear envelope. The record is from RefSeq and is a predicted model, not a curated record. The transcript is spliced from 7 exons. Gene Ontology annotation, biological process: endoplasmic reticulum unfolded protein response. Gene Ontology annotation, molecular function: protein serine/threonine kinase activator activity; kinase binding; NAD+ poly-ADP-ribosyltransferase activity. The coding region runs from base 358 to 1347 and encodes 329 amino acids.